GGUUGGUGUUGAACAGCUUUCUAUACCGAGUAGCAUGUCAGACCCAGUUCUGAGAACAGUGCACCCCAUGGAGAAGCUGGAGACUGCAGAGGUAUCUGGUGCAGACAGUCUUGCCCUGGCACCUGCCACCAUGCCAGCAGCCGACUCACUGUGGGGACUGGAACGUCACUGUCACUAUAGAGACAGCUGCGAGGAUUCGGUUUCAAAAGGUGAAGAGAAGCUGGGAAUUGGAAAGUGCCACAUCCACACGGUUCUUGAUCACCUCCAGGGACUCCACCAACCCCCUGUGCCAUUGCCUCACUCACUUUAUGAGAAGUGUUUUUAGCCGCAGAUCUAAGAAAGGACAGGCUGGCAUGGAGAAAGAGAAGUUCCAGCAGAAGGCUCUGAAGCAAACUAAGCAGAAGAAAUCCAAGUCGGCUGAAUUUCUGAUGGUAAAAGAAGAGAGAGCAGCAACAGAAGGCAUUGAAAAUCCAGCUUUUAACAUCAGCAGCGCAGAUCUUUCAGCAUAUCAGACUUCAGAGGAGGACAUUAUUAGACAUGACAAGCUGCAUAGCACCCUUGCAGCUCACCAACAAAAACUCAGGCUGCAAGCCCAUGCUGAACCAAGAGGAAAUGAGUACAGCAGAAAUUACUUUGACCUACUGAUGGAUGAGGAAAUAAACCCAAGGCAGUGUGGGAUGGAGGUCAGUGAAGAAGAUGCUGUGAAAAUUGAGGAGCAAAUCCUGUAUGGUAAAAUGAUGAAGCUUCUGGAUGAAGCAAGCAAGAUAAUGGACUCUCAAGCCCCUGUCACCAGUGAAGAUUCUUCAGACUCUGUGAUGCCUGUCAGCUUCAGUAAGACACGUGACCUUCACAAGGAGCUUGAAGAUGAAGUGAUUCCUUCAUAUAUCGAACAGUUCGAGAGAGAUGUUCAGGAUGACAUAAUUAUGUUUGGCAGCUUUUCACUGGAACAGGUCAGACUUAAGAACUAUGAGAUAAUUUUAUCGCUGUCUUCAUAGCCUGAUGCUGGCUUGUUGACCUUGUACACCCCAAUUCUAUUUCACUGCCCAAUGAUACAUAUAUUGAAAGAGAAAAAGAUAACCCAUUUUAUCAGCUUGCUUCAUGUCACUGGAACUCUGCUUAGCUAAUAGCAGAGCCUUUGUCUUUGUCUCUAUUUCAAUGUGAAUAAAACCAGAUUGCUUUCAUUGCUCCUUUACUUAAUAGUAGGGUGUUCCUUACUGCAGUAUUGCAGUUGAGUUUCAAUCAAGAGUCUAAGCUUAGGACAUCUUUCUCUGACAAAUUUAACAGAGGCUUAUUCAUCUAUCAACAAGGAAGUUCAGAUUGGAAUCCAGGAAGGAUUUAUGUAGCAAUAUUUAU
Messenger RNA from Tympanuchus pallidicinctus (lesser prairie-chicken), 1353 nucleotides. Its product is annotated as orofacial cleft 1 candidate gene 1 protein homolog. Gene Ontology annotation, cellular component: perinuclear region of cytoplasm. The coding region runs from base 309 to 995 and encodes 228 amino acids. The transcript is spliced from 8 exons. The record is from RefSeq and is a predicted model, not a curated record. NCBI's taxonomy places the organism in Eukaryota, Metazoa, Chordata, Aves, Galliformes, Phasianidae.